UCUAUAAUCCACUUGGCAGACGUACGAACUCGUUUUCAGCGUGUUUGCGUAGUCGGACGUUCCUGGACAUGCUGCCGAGAUAAUAUUCUUGAUUUUUCUCUAUCAAAACAAAGUAUCUCAGCUGUUAUUUCGAAAUUCGUAUCAAGUGAGUUCAGUUACUUGGUAUUUUUCAUCAAAUGGAGUCUGAAUCUAGCGUCAAACACGCCACAAUUUGUGCUUCUCUGAUUAUUUAGGCCAGCAGCACUAUUUCCACCCAUGUGUUUAGAACAGCCUAGUGUCAAAGUCGUACUUCUUGUAAUUCGUGGAUUUUCAUCCUUGCCUUCAGCUUCGUGACCACCGUUCGAUCGAACCUAAGAAAAUCCUUGCUCGCCGUAUUCAGUUUUAAGUCUUCCCAGUGCGUGCUACAACUUCAUAUAAUCAAUAUCAGAUAACCAUGACUAAAAAACGGAUAGAUUCAUCAGAAUCAACGGAAUCUUCGGAAGAAGAGUCACAGUCAGCAAGCAAAGGAUGCGCCCAUGUUAGCAAAGGCAUUGUGAUUAACCUACUGCGGAAGCAGUUCCAGGGAGCCAACUUCAAAAUUAAUUCGCCAAGGAAUCCUAAUAGAGCAUUAGAAAGGAGGUCACCUGCUGCCCAAGCACAGAAUGACAUCCAUAGCUGCAAAGAGUGCAAGACAAGCAGUGUAGCAGUAGUGGAGGACGAAGAACUGUGGAUUUGUCUAAGAUGUGGUUCAUUGGCCUGUGGCUCUCCUUCGAACAACGACUCGCACAUUACCAAGCACUUCACUAACCCUCGUUCUGAUCCUCACACCGUUGCUGUUAAUGUUGAAAAGUGGACGGUUUGGUGUUGCAAAUGCAAGGAGGAGAUCGACUCAAACUGCACCAAAAGUCUACAGCAAGCUACUGAUUUUCUGAGAAAGCAUUUCCGGCCCACGAUUCCUGGAAAUUCUUCAGGCGACGUGGAAUCAGAGUCGUGUGAUACUUCAGAGCCAAAAUUAAAUGGUACUUCUGGACUAACCAAUGGAGUUUUGGAAGACAAGCCGUCGGGGCAGCAGAACCUGGUCACCAAGGUUCAAAUUCCCUCCACUCAAUUUCCCAAAGUCAAGGGUCUUGUUAACCUUGGGAACACUUGCUUUUUCAACUCUGUGGUCCAAUGUUUGGCGCAGACACCGGGUUUACGAAAUUUGCUCGAAGACUCGCAAGAAGGGGAGAAGUUCAGUUUGCCAGGAUUCCCAAGCGACAAGGAUUUUCCAGCAUUGCCACCUCUAGAAGGUACUCUGGAGCCUCCUGGUUUUGUUACUAAAGAGUUGGCCAGGACGAUUGAACAACUCCAAGAGCCAAACCAUGUGCAGACUGUGAACCCAAAGUCAUUAUUGAAUGCCUUAAACCAACGAGCACCCCAUCUAGCCGGCACCGGUGACCAAGAAGACUCUCACGAAUUACUUCGGACUCUGAUGGAAAGCGUUCGUUCUGAGGAGCUGAGGAGGUAUCAAGGCAAAAUUUUGGAUGCUAUCGGAGUGUCCAGAAAGGAGGAUCCGGCAAGUGUAGAAGAAGAGAAAAAGUACAUGGGCAAAAUUUACAGUAACUUGGCCAGCAAAAGGUAUCUGCGGCCUGACCACCUGUUCCAAGGCCAACUGAUUUCCAUCCUGCAGUGCCAAGAGUGUAACACCACUUCGUGCGUUCCUGAAACCUUCCUAGACAUCAGUUUGCCUGUUGUGAGUCAAAGACAGGCGCCUCCUUUGGCCCGGAAUCUGAGCAAGAAUGCCGCAGAUAGUUCCGACGCUCCCAGCAAGCAUCAGCAAAAGAAGGCGCGGAAAGCUAGCAGGAAAGGGAACAAAAAGAAGGCAAAGGGUUCUGCAAAGUCAAAUACUGAUUUAGAGGUUGGAGAUGCUGACGUUGAAGAUAAUGAGAGUCAGGGCAAGUCUGUCGAGACAGAUUCGAUGAGCAAUUUGGACGGUCAGAAGGACGAUUCAGACGACGGUUUGAAUGGCAACGACGAGGACGAGUCUGGAGACGAGAAGGAAGACGAUGGAAAGGAAAACGCAGAUAGUGAGGAAAAGUUGGUCAAUGGCGUGAAUGGCGAUUUGUCAUCAAAGGAUGAUAAAAUAUUGGAAGACGUUGAACAACUUUCUAUAUCAGAAAACAAAAAUGAUGCAGAAGAGCAAGGGGACGAGGAAAAAGAUGAAAAAUGUGAAAGCCCAGUGGAGGAUAAUGCUUUUCGGGAAGAUGAAAACUUCAAGUGGAGCACAACCAUUGUGCCCAGGAUAACAGUGUGCGAUCCGUCUGGAGAGACUUCUCUGACCACUUGUCUCAACCAGUUUGUUGCCAUUGAACUUCUCACUGGAAAUAACAAAGUCGGCUGUGAAACUUGUACCAAAAGGGCGGGAAAGUCUGCAGACGGUAAAAUGGUGUGCACCAAUUUUACAAAACAGCUCCUGAUGAGUGCUCCUCCCGCCAUCCUUACGUUGCAUUUGAAGCGCUUUGAGGUGUGCGGGUCCAGGUUUAGGAAAGUUUCCAAAGCUGUCAGUUUUCCUUUGAUCUUGGACUUGGCCUCAAUCUGUUCAGUCAAGUGUCUGGAACUCCCUACAGUGAGAAAGAAACAGACAAAGCUGCUCUACUCUCUGUAUGGAGUUGUAGUGCACCAUGGAAUGCUGAGUGGAGGCCACUAUGUUGCUUAUGUCAAGUCCCAAAAACCACCUACUCUUGAUGAUUUCCGUCAACGAUUUAUGUUGUCAAAUGAGCCUACUGCGAGUUUAAAUGACGAAGAUUUCUCUGAAGAUGUGAUCCCUGAACCCCCACCUGGAAAGUGGUACUACGCAAGUGAUUCUUUCGUUAAUGAAGUGGCAGAGAAGAAAGUUCUUGAGCAACAAGCGUACCUGUUGUUUUACGAAAGAAUUUACUAAUUAUGUCUCUUUCUUACUCUGAACCUGCCAAUUACUCUUGUCAAGGGGUUUUAAUGUUGGACAGUUUGUUAAUUAAUGAAAUACCUAUGCAUUAAAAGUUUCAAAUCAGUCAUUACUUAAAUAUGAUGUUUGCUUU
Molecule: messenger RNA, 3035 nt
Organism: Neocloeon triangulifer
Lineage: Eukaryota; Metazoa; Arthropoda; Insecta; Ephemeroptera; Baetidae
Gene: Usp16-45
Product: ubiquitin carboxyl-terminal hydrolase 16
Exons: 12
Coding region: 434-2899 (821 amino acids)
Biological process (GO): protein deubiquitination
Cellular component (GO): cytosol; nucleus
Molecular function (GO): cysteine-type endopeptidase activity; zinc ion binding; cysteine-type deubiquitinase activity
Source: RefSeq, a predicted model, not a curated record